Molecule: messenger RNA, 2009 nt
Organism: Balaenoptera ricei (Rice's whale)
Lineage: Eukaryota; Metazoa; Chordata; Mammalia; Artiodactyla; Balaenopteridae
Gene: HDC
Product: histidine decarboxylase
Exons: 12
Coding region: 24-2009 (661 amino acids)
Biological process (GO): L-histidine catabolic process; histamine biosynthetic process
Molecular function (GO): pyridoxal phosphate binding; histidine decarboxylase activity
Source: RefSeq, a predicted model, not a curated record
AGGAGCCAAGCCCCAGGGAGACGAUGGAACCUGAGGAGUACAGAAGGAGAGGAAAGGAGAUGGUGGAUUACAUCUGCCAGUACCUGAGUAGCGUGCAGGAGCGACGGGUGACUCCGGAUGUGAGGCCUGGCUACCUGCGGGCCCAGCUUCCCGAGAGUGCGCCCGAGGAGCCCGACAGCUGGGACAGCAUCUUUGGAGACAUUGAGCGAAUCAUCAUGCCCGGGGUGGUACACUGGCAAAGCCCCCAUAUGCACGCCUACUACCCAGCUCUCACCUCUUGGCCAUCACUUCUGGGAGACAUGCUGGCUGAUGCCAUCAACUGCUUGGGAUUUACCUGGGCUUCCAGCCCUGUGUGCACGGAACUGGAGAUGAAUGUCAUGGACUGGCUGGCAAAAAUGCUGGGGCUUCCAGAGCACUUCCUGCACCACCACCCUGGCAGCCAGGGGGGAGGCGUCUUGCAGAGCACAGUCAGUGAAUCCACCUUGAUCGCCUUGCUGGCAGCAAGGAAGAACAAAAUCCUGGAAAUAAAAGUGUCUGAGCCCGGGGCGGAUGAGUCUUCCCUGAACGCCCGGCUUGUUGCCUAUGCCUCCGACCAGGCCCACUCCUCGGUGGAAAAGGCUGGUUUGAUUUCUCUGGUCAAGAUGAAAUUCCUGCCUGUGGAUGACGACUUCUCACUCCGAGGGGAAGUUCUUCAGAAAGCCAUCAAGGAGGACAGAGAACAGGGCUUGGUGCCUGUCUUUGUCUGUGCCACACUGGGGACCACUGGGGUCUGUGCAUUUGACCGCCUGUCAGAGCUGGGCCCCAUCUGUGCCAACGAGGGGCUGUGGCUCCACAUCGAUGCUGCCUACGCGGGCACUGCCUUCCUGUGCCCUGAGUUCCGGGGGUUUCUGAAGGGCAUCGAGUACGCCGAUUCCUUCACCUUUAAUCCUUCCAAGUGGAUGAUGGUGCACUUUGACUGUACUGGGUUCUGGGUCAAGGACAAGUACAAGCUGCAGCAGACCUUCAGCGUGAACCCCGUCUACCUCAGGCAUGCCGACUCGGGUGCAGCCACCGACUUCAUGCACUGGCAGAUCCCCCUGAGCAGGCGGUUUCGCUCUAUUAAACUCUGGUUUGUGAUCCGGUCCUUCGGGGUGAAGAAUCUUCAAGCGCACAUCAGACAUGGUACUGAAAUGGCUAAGUAUUUUGAAUCUCUGGUCAGAAACGAACCUUUCUUUGAAAUUCCUGCCAAGAGGCACCUUGGCUUGGUGGUUUUUCGUCUAAAGGGUCCUAAUUGCCUCACAGAAACGGUGUUAAAGGAAAUAGCUAAAGCUGGCCGUCUCUUCCUCAUCCCAGCCACUAUCCAGGACAAGUUGAUCAUCCGUUUCACUGUGACAUCCCAGUUCACCACCAGGGAUGACAUCCUGAGAGACUGGAAUCUCAUUCAUGAUGCUGCCACUCUUGUCCUGAGUCAGCAUUGUACUUCCCAGCCUAGCCCUCAGGGAGGGAACCUCAUCCCCCAAACCAGGGGCCCCAGAGCCUUGGCCAAGGAACUGUCCUUUCCAUCUGUCAGCGGGGCAGGAGAUGACCCAGCCCAGGCCAGGAAGAUCAUCACGCAGCCUCCACAUGUGGGAGCCAGUCCCGUGAGAGGGGAAGGCAGCUGCCACCUUGAAACCCUGCUGGACCCACUUGAUGACUGCUUUUCAGAAGAGGCCCCAGACCUCACCAAGCACAAGCUGUCCUCCUUCCUGUUCAAUUAUUUGUCUGUGCAGAAUAAGAAGAAGGCAGUGCGUUCCCUCAGUUGCAACAGCGUGCCUGUAGGCGAUCAGAAGCCACUGCCCACAGAUGGCUCUGUGAAGAAUGGCGGCUCCUCCCGGGUCAGAAUCUUUUCUAGGUUUCCAGAAGAGAUGAUGAUACUAAAGAAAAGUGCCUUCAAAAAACUAAUCAAGUUCUACAGUGUCCCCAGCUUUCCUGAAUGCAGCUCUCCAUGUGGGCUCCAGCUGCCCUGCUGCCCUCUGCAGGCAAUGGUUUAG